This is a messenger RNA of Pieris brassicae (large cabbage white), 2233 nucleotides long. RefSeq lists its product as uncharacterized. Bases 846 to 2024 code for a protein of 392 amino acids. The transcript is spliced from 2 exons. NCBI's taxonomy places the organism in Eukaryota, Metazoa, Arthropoda, Insecta, Lepidoptera, Pieridae. The record is from RefSeq and is a predicted model, not a curated record.
CUAACUCAACAAAAUAUAAAUAUGAUUUAGCCCUUUCCUUCUUUUUAUUUGUGUCAGUAUAUUAGAUUUGGGAGCUUUUUUUGUCUUCUUGUUCAAAGUAAUGAAAGAUCGCCAAUGGUCGUAUAAGUUAUACCCGAAUCAUCAAUAAAAUAGGAUAUUAAAUUAAAAGACACAAGGCAUAUUUAGUAUUUACCCUUAGUAACUUAAAAUUGUUUUUCUUUUAUCUCCUAGUAUGCACUGUUAAGUGUCAGUUGCAAUGACAGUGCAGUGGGUGAUGGGCAGUGAUGCCAACUUGGGAUUUUUCCCCCCAAAUUUAGGUGGAAUUAAGAUGGGUUUUUAGGUGGUACAUUUAUUAAUCAGGAAACUUAUUUUUAUUUCAUAAAAAAGGCUCAAUUCUAACCAAUUCAUAUUAAGCCUCGGAACUUCUUAAAAAAAUUAAACCAAAUAUAAACUCCAAGCGUCUCUAUAACUGAAGUACCAAAAAGCUAUUAUACUCAGAGAUCGAAAUAACAGCUAUUUAAUACUACUUGAAUAUUUUAAUGCAUAUUACCGAAACAAGUAUACAACAAAAACUUACGGGGUUUUUAAUCGAUAUUGAGGGCUAUUUGUAGUUGGUUCUAGGCGAAAAAUUAUGUAUGUGAUGUAUAUCACUGGCUAUGGGUAAAAGUUAAAAUCCCUGAGAAACAUGAUUUACACAGUUAGAAAUGUAAACAAUAUUAUUUUAUCAUGAUAAAUAAAUGUUAAUAUAUCUUUGUUGUUAAACGAAACUGGAGGCGUAAUCUUGAAGACUCUUUAAUUCAAGGUUAAAAUUGUCUAAAUAGUAUGCAAAUAGUCAUGAUACAAAAAUGCAUGGAUCAAGAAGAGUUGUGGUUUUUUGCCUUCUCACUACUGUCUUACCAUCAAUACUAAUAAUAUCUCCAUUAUACCUAAGACAUAUAAAAUAUGCAGAUGUAAUGUACAAAAUAUCAGAUUCUGAUGUAAUACAAAUACACAAAGGCCAAUCAUCAAUAUUUUGUGAAAGACAUUCCUUAAAAAUGAAUAAUACAUUUAAUGCAUUCCAAAUGGAAGGGCGGCCCCAUUUAUCAAAAAAUAGAAAACAUAUAACAUUAAGGAAAUCUAUGUCCUUGCCUGAUGAUACACUUGAAUAUUGGGGAUUUUACCUCUUUGCUGGAGCCACUGUUGAGUUAAAGGCAUGCUCUAGAUAUGAAGGAUCUAAAAUAUUGGUUGUGAAAGGAGAUAAGACAUUAGACACUUGUGGAAUCUUGGAAGGUAAUAAGUACAGGAAAGAUACCCCUUUGAUAAGUAAAAAUGAAAAUGUUUCAGUUACACUUCAAAGUCCAGAUAUUGAUAAUCUUCUAGAACUGAAGGAAGACUUAAACAGUCAAAGAGAAACAGUUACUGAUAAUUAUGAAAUUGCUAACACCGAAAAAACAUCUGAAGCAGAAAGAAUUAAAAGAGACACAUUAAGUCCAUCUUUACACAAUCCUAACACUCUUUUGGACACUGGAGUAAACCAUGGGGGAAAUGCCAAUCCUAAAUUAAAACUACAAGAUGAUGCAUCAGUAUCUAGUUUUGAGAACAAUCUUCAUGAAUGUUACAAUGAAAAUAUGAUCAUAAAUGAAUAUUUUCCAUAUUCAAUUCAAUGCAAUAAUACAAGGUAUUUAGAAGUUACAACAACUCUAAAAGUUGUCCAUGAUGUUACCAUAGAUGGAUAUUAUUAUUACAUCUUUUACAGUGAUAAUGACUUUGUUGUAAAUGAUGUUCAUGCCAUAUUUGAUAUUUACAAACCUAUCUUUCAAUAUUCUAAUAUGUCUGACACUAAAGUGUGUAUAAAUAAAACUGAAUGUUAUUUUGGUAUUGAUUUGUUCAGUGAUGAAUUAGUUAUUGUAGAUGUUCCAACAAGAGAUGGGUUAAGAAAUGAGGAUACAUCAAUAUUAAUAUCAGUGUGCCAUCCUCGAAUGUCUGUAUAUAUAAUUUUUCCUGUCUCUGUUUUAUUGUUAGUUCUUUUAUUUGCAUUUUUAUGAUAUUGCAUUAAAGUAGUUGUGUACUCGUUUUUGAUAAAAGCAAAUAUUGCUGAGAGCAAGACAUUAAUUUAUUGACUAGGUACCUAAGCAUUUAUAUUUUAUAGAUAUUAGACAUUUAUGUAUAUAAAGUUCUCGGAUAAGACUGUGAUGUUAUUUUGCCUGAUAUAUUAUUUUAUUGUUAUGAAGAUUAAAGAUAAUUAUUACACUUA